AUGAUUGAAGUUAUUAUGGAUGAACAACCGUUUGAGCAGUCAUCUGCGAUUCCCAAGGAGAGACAAGAUAGAUAUACUACUUGGAAGAAGAAUACAAAACUGUUGUAUGAAUAUUUAAAUACCAAUUCCAAUAAAUGGCCCUCGUUGACAUGUCAAUUUUUUCCAGAUGUUAAUACCAAGAAUGAUAGUCAUAGAAUAUUACUUUCAUCUUUCACUUCAUCAUUAGUACCGGAAGAUGAAUCUUUAUAUAUUACAAGGAUCUCUACGCUGAAGCAUCUAAGUUGGGCAUCUUUGAAUAACUUUGAUUUGGAUGAAAUGGAGUUUAAGCCAGAUAAUAGUAAUAUAAAGUUACCUCCAAAGAAUUUAACUACGGAAUUGGUAAUUAGAUUUCCAAAUGGUGAUUGUAAUAGAGCAAGAUACUUGCCGCAAAAUCCAGACCUAAUAGCAGCAGCUUCAUCUGAUGGGUCCGUUUAUAUAUUUGAUAGAACAAAACAUGGGACAGCAAUGCACAGUCGACAAUCAGGCUUUACGCAAUCUUAUCAAGCAAAGCUUGCUGUCAAUAACAAUUCGCAAUCGUUGAAUGGCGAAAAUGAGGCAUUGACUAUAGAUUGGAAUCAUCAGAAGGAAGGACAUCUGGUCGUUGCAUAUUCAGACGGUCAUGUAAAGGCUUGGGAUAUUACUAAGUACAAAAGAUCAGAUCCAGUGAUAAAGGCUCCUGAAUAUAAUUACAAAUUAGAUGAAUCUGGGUGCAACGAUGCCGUGUGGAUGCCAGAACACAACUCGUUAUUUGCUGCUUGUAGUGAAGACAAUAGAUUGUCACUAUUCGAUACCAGAGAUGAAUCUAAUAUCAUCGACAUAUCUACCAGUGUCCAUAAAGGUGGUAUCAAUGCUUGUAGAUUUAAUCCAAGAAAUAGUCUAUUGUUAGCAUCCGGUGAUUCAAUAGGUAAUAUAUGUCUAUGGGAUAUUAGAAAGAAAGAGACGCCAAUAAACAUUCUUGAUCACGGAUCUUCUAUAUCUACGAUCGAAUGGAAUCCGAAUUUAUCUACAGUAUUAGCAUCGGCAGGUCAAGACGAUGGUCUGGUGAAAUUAUGGGAUGCUGGAUCAGACAAACCUGUGUUUAUACAUGGUGGACACAUGCUUGGUGUCAACGACAUAUCUUGGAAUAUGCACGAUCCAUGGCUAAUGUGUAGUGUGUCGAAGGAUAACUCCAUUCAAAUUUGGAAACCUGCUCAUAACCUUGUAGAAUUAGAAUAA
Messenger RNA from Vanderwaltozyma polyspora DSM 70294, 1254 nucleotides. RefSeq names its product Msi1p (gene MSI1). Gene Ontology annotation, biological process: regulation of gene expression. The record is from RefSeq and is a predicted model, not a curated record. NCBI's taxonomy places the organism in Eukaryota, Fungi, Ascomycota, Saccharomycetes, Saccharomycetales, Saccharomycetaceae. Bases 1 to 1254 code for a protein of 417 amino acids. The transcript has a single exon. Gene Ontology annotation, molecular function: histone binding. Gene Ontology annotation, cellular component: Rpd3L complex; nucleus; Rpd3L-Expanded complex.